This is a messenger RNA of Patiria miniata (bat star), 1062 nucleotides long. RefSeq names its product enoyl-CoA delta isomerase 2, peroxisomal-like. The record is from RefSeq and is a predicted model, not a curated record. Lineage: Eukaryota; Metazoa; Echinodermata; Asteroidea; Valvatida; Asterinidae. The transcript has 6 exons. Gene Ontology annotation, molecular function: delta(3)-delta(2)-enoyl-CoA isomerase activity; enoyl-CoA hydratase activity. Gene Ontology annotation, biological process: fatty acid beta-oxidation. Gene Ontology annotation, cellular component: peroxisome. Bases 43 to 849 code for a protein of 268 amino acids.
GAGAGCAGACGACUCUCUGAAGAGUGACACACCAGAAUCAUCAUGGCUGAAGCUGUGCCUGCUGGGAUACAUCUCCGCUUUGUCGAUGACAUCGCUGUGAUGUGGCUCAACAACGGGGAGAACAGAUUGAACAUUAACUCGCUGCGUGCUAUGAAUGCUGUGUUGGACCAAGUUGAAAGCAAUGAAUCUACAAAAGCCUUGAUCAUCACUGGAGUUGGCAAAUACUUCAGCUGUGGUCUGGACCUGGCUUGGCUGAGCAAGCAAGAUGAUGACACUCUAACAACAUUCUUUUCAGCGUUUGAUCAGUUCUUGGCUAGAUUGCUUGUCUACCCUAUGCCGACAGUGGCAGCCAUUAAUGGUCAUGCCUACGCUGCUGGUGGCUUUAUGGCUGUGGCUUGUGACUAUCGCAUCAUGAGGACCCAGCGUGGAUGGUUCUGCUUCCCAGAGAUCAACAUCAAAUUACCCUUGCAGCCCCCAACAGUGGAGAUGAUCAGAGUACAAUGCAGUAUUGUGUGUGCAUGUAGGAUGAAGAUUCGGGAUAAUUUAGUCUUCCGGGAUUUGGUGAUGUACGGUCAGCGAGUGACCGGUGAGGAGGCCAAAGAGAAAGGUGUGGUGGACAAAUGCGUGGACAUGAAGGACCUGAUGGACACUGCAAUAGCCUUCACAAGGGAGCGCAUUGGUGCGGAUGGUUUUGACAGGACCACAGUGCAUCUGAUGAAGCAUAACCUGUACGGGAUCAUCGUCGAGAAGUCAAAGAGGGAUAUCAGUGGUGCCGCCGCCGGAAAGCUGGACACACAGGAGCAAUUGAAACGGGCCCAUGAUGCAAGGCAAGGCAAGGCAAGGCUCUAACCACCAGAGAUUUCCACUGGAGGCGAGCGUACUUGUGGUCUGUGGAAUUUAUGAGCUCAAGUGGCUUGAUUUUAAAUAAUGCAGAAUCGUAAUCAAGUCAUCAGAAGUAGUGACAAAGGCACUCCUUUGUCAUUGUUAUUUGGUGACAUGAUUUGUGACGGGACUUGUGAUUAACUUCCGAGUGACUCAAUCAAAAAAACAAAUCCAAACUAG